Molecule: messenger RNA, 5216 nt
Organism: Bombina bombina (fire-bellied toad)
Lineage: Eukaryota; Metazoa; Chordata; Amphibia; Anura; Bombinatoridae
Gene: DESI1
Product: desumoylating isopeptidase 1
Exons: 6
Coding region: 673-1167 (164 amino acids)
Biological process (GO): protein modification by small protein removal
Molecular function (GO): peptidase activity
Source: RefSeq, a predicted model, not a curated record
AUGGGGGUCAGAGAGAGAGAUGGGGAGACAGGUGAGUGGUUACUCACAUACUACAUGCAAGUGACAUAAUAAUUACCCCUGGGUUACUGACUGACAGGUGAGUGGUUACUCACAUACUACAUGCAAGUGACAUAAUAAUUACCCCUGGGUUACUGACUGACAGGUGAGUGGUUACUCACAUACUACAUGCAUGUGAAAUAAUAAUUACCCCUGGGUUACUGACUGACAGGUGAGUGGUUACUCACAUACUACAUGCAUGAGACACAAUAAUCACCCCAUGGUUACUGACUGACAGGUGAGUGGUUACUCACAUAACAGACCGGUAAAUAGCUCCCACGCUGUUUUGUUUUCCGCACUUCCUGGAAGUGUUAGUUGACGUCACUAUACGUCAUUAAUGUGCGUGAGUGGGCGUGAUAUGAUGCUUCAGCAAGUUUAGGUAGUGACACAGCAGCACGGUGAUUGGACAUGACUUAGCAUCUGGGCGUGGCCUCUUGGUGUUGUGGUACCAUGCACGGGCUGUGAUUGGCUAUUGUUUGGCACAUGGGGUAGCUAGUGUUUUGCCGCUCGGACAUUUCCUGCUAGUGAUUGGUCGGCAGGCCCGCAGUGGGCGUGGUCUAGAUUGUCAGGACGUGUUGUGUUACCGGUUGUCACAGCUCAGUAUAAGACCGUGCUAUGGAGCAUUCUGUCAGGCUUUACGUGUACGACCUGUCCCGGGGCCUGGCCCGCCGCCUCAGCCCCGUUAUGCUGGGGAAACAGCUGGAGGGAAUCUGGCACACAUCCAUCGUUGUGUUUAACGAGGAGUUUUUCUACGGUGGCGGCGGCAUCACCAGCUGUGUGCCAGGCUGCACGAUGCUUGGAGAGCCAGACACGGUUGUAGACCUUGGUAACACUGAAGUGACAGUAGAUAUCUUCCUGGAAUACCUGUCUUCGCUCGGGGAGUCUGGAUUCAGUGGAGAGGCGUACCACCUGUUUGAUCACAACUGCAACACCUUCAGCAACGAGGUGGCUCAGUUCCUGACCGGGAGGAAAAUCCCCUCAUACAUCACAGAGCUGCCAUCCGAGGUCUUAUCCACGCCAUUUGGACAAGCCUUACGCCCCUUCCUGGACUCUGUGCAAAUUCAGCCGCCCGGAGGCAACAGUUUUAACAGACAAAGUGGACCAAGCUAACCGUCUCCUUUACCCCCCGAACCCUGCGUGGGCAGUGCCCUCGCUUUUUAACUUAACUACAGUUUUCUAGAAUCUGUUCCUGACCAUAAGUGUUUGUUUCAUUCCACUAAGAUCACAUCAUAGGGUCUUGCUCAGAAGCCCUGGAACCACAUAUAUUUUUUUUUUAUCAUGAAAUGCUAUACUGUAAUGGAAAAAAUCUAUUUAAGAUAUAUAUUUUUUAAUUCUGAAAGGUUCUGUGACACCAACUGUGGGACACGUGUGCACUAGUGCGUAUAUAUAUAUAUAUAUAUACUGUGUAUGUGUGUGUGUAUAUGUGUGUGUGUGUGUGUAUAUAUAUAUAUAUAUAUAUAUAUCUCAAAUUUAGCAAGCACUGAGUUUUUAAUUGAAUGUGCAGGAGCUGAGCACUGAUUGAGGUAGAAAGAAAUCAAUAAAAUGCCAAAAUAUACAUAUUUUAUCCUGCUGCACUUUAUAACUCUGUGUUACAGGGAGCCGACAGGUAGAAUUGAAGCAUUUCCUUUCUGAGUCACUGUCAUUAUGACCCGUUGUGACAUGGGGCGAUCCUUUACACCUGUGUAUGGCUUCUUGAGGACUGGAAUAGACAAAUACUGCACAACAACAAGGGGUUUAAAUCUUUUGUUUUACAGCUUGGAAUCCCUCUUUUUAGGCAGAUUUUCCAUCACAUCUUCUGGCACUGUGCCCUGGGGUGUUUAGAAGUUUAGAAUUUAAUGUUCCAAAGAAGGUUCCACUGAUUUAAUAGUUUUGUUACUGUCUCUGUAGAAUAAGACUAUCCUGGUACAGCUCGGAUGCCACAUUACUGUGUACAGCUCCGUGCUGUUGUUUAUGGGGCAGCUAGGCGCACUUUGUAGAUCUGGGCUCACACGCCCCCUGUAUAAUAUUGUGAGCACGUGGCACCAGUGACUGCCAGUACAUGUUGUUAUUGGGCAGCACCACUUUAUGCAUUUGACCUCUGCUCUCUCAACUGUAAUCAGAGCUCAAGGUCCAGGCAAACAGGAUGUUAUUCUGCGAGUGGCAGCCUGGGUCAGUGCUAGUUAAUAAGUAUAUUUUAUUGUCUUAUUUUGCAUUGAGGGCGUUCCAAGCCAUGGGUCGCUGCUGUAGUCGGACUCAGCCCUCUGGCUUUUCAUGGUUCCCAUAAAGCUUUGAGAGUCCUUGUUGGCUGCUAAGCGAAUCAUAGUCAUACUGGGCAAUUGGCUACCUGAAUAGCUUAUUCAGUCAUCCAUGGAUUGUAAAACAAUGUGAUUAACCAGCAGUGCUCAGGCCAGGAAAUGAGAGAGUUGAGAGCUGUUGCUGUGCCCUGAUGUGGGGGAUAACAUGGUAGGCUGAAUGCUCAUGUUGCUUUCUGGUGCCGUUAGUGUCCCCUCUCCUGAUUAUCCAACAACAGACCUUGUAGUUCUGUGCACAAGUACAUCGGCCUGCGGCUCAGUGUGUAGUAUGUGAUUCUGUACACAUUAUAUCCCUGUAUACCCAGUGGGGCUACUGGUCUCUCCCCAGCAUGUGCCCUUCUGUGCUUCAUAACCAAAGUAUUUAACCCCUUCUGUAGCAAUGUAGGGCAACAUGCUCUCCCAGCCAACGGUACAACUUACAUUAUUGUACAAGUGCCAUCUGUACUUGUGUGAUAGCUGUUAGUUUCUUACCCAUGUAUUCCCUAUAAAACAAAACAUAUUUUGCCUGACACUAUCUGUUUGCCCCCCCCCCAUCUCACUAAACAGUGGUCUCACCCGUGCCAACCACAUGCAAACACAUGGCAGAUAAGCACCAGUUGUACGUUUGCUAUUGGAUAAAGCCUUUUUGUUUUAUUGUCACUGUGUAAAGUGCUACUGUAUUCUGCAGCCCUCUGUACAUGAUCAGCAUACAAUGCACUUGUAUAGAGCUGCAGAUAGCACACUUGACUAGGUUUGUUGAUAUUUGUCAGCAGUUGUAACUAUAGCAACAGUGAGAGGCAGCCGCCAUGAGUUGGUAUUGAUGAUGGGGGAGAGGCGCUAAGCUCCUCUGAGUCACAUGGGGUAUUGGCCGCAUGAGACGCGAGAGGCAGGAAGUGAUGACGAUGAUCUGUCUAGAGGGACCUUUAUCUAGCUCUGUCUUGUUUCUACAGUUAGAGCAGGGGCAUUGGCUACAAGGCAUAUUCUGGUAUUACCUUCUCUCCAUUACUGAACUUCUAGAUCGUCCAAUACUCUCUACAACACCAUAACGGUGGAUCUGGGACCUGCCAAACAUUUUUUUAUUUAUUUGUUUCCAGAAAUAAAACCGUAGAACUGGACAACUUUAAGCAACUUAAAGUAUAAAUUAAACUUUCACGAUUCAGAAAGAGCAGCAAUUUUAAUCGACUUCCCAAUUUACCUAUGAUGUUUAAUGUGCUUUGUUCUCUUGGUAGCCUUUGUUGAAAAGCAUACCGAGGUAGGCUCUGGAGCAGCAAUGCUAGCUGCUGAUUGGUGGCUGCACACAUGUGCCUCUUGUCAUUGGCUCACAUUUGCUUUGUUCUUUUGGUAUCCUUUAUUGAAAAAAAAACCAUUUAGGCUGAUAGAAGCUCAGGAGCGUGCACGUGUCUUUAGCACUUUAUGGCAGCAAUGUUUGCAACUAUGUUUAACAUUGCUAUAAGCAUUCUUUCAAACACUGCUGCUAGAUUAAUAUAGAUAUGUGCACAUUCCUGAACUCACAUAGGAUUACUCUUUAACAAAUGAUGCUAAGUGAACUAAGCAAAAUCGACAAUAGACGUAAAUUGUAAAGUUGUUUAAAAUGUCAUUUAAAGGGACAUUACAGCCAAAAUAAUAGAAGCAUAUUUGUAAUACACAUCUAUUGGCAAAAAAUGCUUCUAAUAAAAGCUAUAGCUGUUUCAAUAGUGUAUUUAAGUAUGCACCAGCAUGUUAAACACAGCACUUGCUCAGAGAGACUAAAAUUCUUGUACAGUCUGGCAAUGACUCAGUUUGUUAAUUGCUGACAUGAUACAAGCCCCACUGCUGCUUUGAGCAGCUGCAGUGUUUAACCCUUUGAGUGCUAAGCACUUUCCCACCUGGGUGCUAAGAUUUUUUUAAGGUUUUUUUUAUUUUUAUUUUUUUAACCAAAUUUUUAAAGUUUUUUUUUUUUUUUUUUUUGUUUCUUCAGACCCCCAAGACUUACACCGUUGGAACGGUUAUGCGAUUACCUUUCCAAUGGUGGGUCUUGGGGUCUGUAGCUGCUUUGAUGCCUGAGAUACAGGCUUCUAAGCAGCAUGCCCCCUUGCUCCUAUAUUUAACAUUGUUAAGUAUAAAUAAAGUUGCGCGGUAACGUCGUCACGUUAUUGCGCGUGACGUCACCAUGCAAAAUGGGAAGUCACUCUACAGGCACGAUCGCCGGGGUAGGAGCAGGUGGGAGCCCCCAGAUCUUCCUCAAGGUGGGAAGAGUGCUAAUGACAGCUCUGAGCCUUCAUUAGCACCGGAGUGGAAAACUCUGACAACUCAGAGCCGUCAUUAGCACUCAAAGGGUUAAAUGUUGGUGCACUGAGAAUAUGAAUGUAAAAUGUUAUCACUAAAACAGUGAUAGCUUUUACUAGAAGCAUGUUUUACAAUAUGUGUAUAUUGCAAAUAUGUUUUUAUUCAAAGAUGUAAUUCAUUUAUGUGCAUUUUAAUUUUGACCGGAAUGUCCCUUGAAGUUUAAUUUUAACUGUCCCUUUAAUUCAGUGGCACAGAAGUCAUUAAAAUGAUGGACAUAAAAGGCACGUGUGUUCAUACCUAUAGUUUACUUAAGUGCCAAGUGUGUUAUUACUGGUGAUGGAAAAGCAAGAUAAGUUCCUCUCAUAACCAGAGUAUAAGCUACUUGCACAUAGGAUCAUUGUUUUUUUAAUCCAUUUGUAUUAUUUGCCUUUUAACCCUACGCAAUACGAUAACUUACUGCAGCCCCAGCAGAUGAUGUAUUAAUACCUUGCAGUAUAGCAGAUAAACAUCCUCAUAUUGCAUGUUGUCAUAUACUGUAUUUGUUUUAUACAUGUUUAUAACGUGUUAUAUUUCCUAUGAUACCUCAAUCUGAAUGUAUAACAAAUAAAAUAGUAAUAUAUUGUA